This is a messenger RNA of Durusdinium trenchii, 1864 nucleotides long. The record is from the annotation of a GenBank genome assembly. NCBI's taxonomy places the organism in Eukaryota, Dinophyceae, Suessiales, Symbiodiniaceae.
GAAGAAGCAGUCUGACAUUCAGAGUGUCAGUGAUCUGAAGGGCCGUUUGGUAGCGGGAACCUUCCGCGUUCUGUCCGGCUCAGAUUUCAAAGGGCGAAGAUCGAAGGCGCAGAUCGUCAUUGACCAAGGUCCAACGAAAAUGCUCGGUUGCCGAGUGCACAUCAUCGGGUCCAUGAACCGGAAGCGUGCCUGGGAUCACGAUCGCUGCUGGGUGAGGAUCUUGGCUGCCAGAGUGGCAACUGAAGAUCCGCCGAAGAGACGUCAGCAGAACCAGGACACUGAUAUGAACAGACCGUGGGAAGCAGCAACUGCUCAAGUCACAACACUCUUUGGCCAUGUUGUGCUUUCCAAAGAGCAGUUCAGCCCGCGCCAAACAAGGGUGGUCUGUGCACGAUCACGGAUCGUUCGCAGUACCAAGAGUUUGCUCUUCCGGCCGAUUAAUGGCAAGUUUCCUAUGAUACAUGUGCCGUGGAAUCCACAGCGAGAGCUGCCAGAUCUUGACGAUCUCCAUGUCAUCGGAUUGAGAUCUUGGGCUGAAGCUUCCACGGCACCGACUGGAAUGUAUGAGGAGGUGCUCAACAUGAAGGCUCGUGAUACUGACGAGCCGCUGAGGUUGCAUUCAGACACAGCGUUACAAGAUCAUUCCGCCAUUAGCUCGAUCCCAGUCAACCCCUUCAAGGAGAAUCUUCAAGACUUGGCACCAGCAGUUGCAAAUUUGCAUCAGAAUCAACGCAUUGCAUGGUUCGCAGAGCACAGGUUUGACCUGCGGGAGGAGUUUACUGUUUGCAUUGAGCAUCCCGCCUGGAUGUCUGGUCGAGAUCUCGAGCAGCAGGACAGCCACUUUGAGUCCGUGGUUCGUUGUGACAGACGAAUGGCGUACUCAGAUGCAGAGGAGCUGAUAGAGGGAAUGUCGACGCCUUCUGACGAUGCGGGUGUGAUGCUGAAACAGCUUGGUGCCUUGAUGGCGAAGUUUGAAACAACUGCCUUUGAAAAAGGCCAGUCCUUUCCCUUUGAGCAUUGGGAACCAGACAUCGGCCUUGAUGUGCCCGUGCCGGGAUUCCUGAAGUCCCGCAGAAUUGUAGAUGGCCUCUCCUUCUUGGUGAACUUUUAUGCAGCUCAAAUUCUUGAUCGCCAUUCCUUGUGGCGUGAGUUUUUGUCUGUUCCAGCAGAGACCGAUCUACCAGAGUUGAUGCCAGCCUUCGUUUAUGGCGUUGCUGAUACUCAACACCAUAGAGCUUUGGAGCGACUGCUGCAGCACCAUCCAGACGACUGUCGCCUGACUGGUACCACUACGACAGAAGUCGUUGAUGCCAUGAGAGGCAUCCUAGGUCAGCCGCACUUGUCUUCGGAGCAGAGGUUUGCCUUGCAAAAGGCCUUUUUGCGGCAGAUUCGGAUGGGCUUACCACGCGGACAUGCUAGGGCAACGACUGUUGAAAUGGUUCAAAGGCUGGAGACCUGGACUUUGCUCUUGGCUUCGGCCUACUCUGGAACAGAUGCGGGAGACUGUGGACCGGACCAACGCACGAAUGCGGACCCUUGGCGUGACUCCUCAACAAAGCGCUGGAUGGAGGUUAGCUGCACCAUCUCCAGGAAUUUUGCUCAACCGAUCAAGCACCAUGCUUCGGCAAACGCGAUGAUCAUCUCAGAUAUCUCCUUCAGUACACCUUCAGGACCUGUUUCUUUGAACAUUGGGCACCGGAUGUAUCCUGAAGUCUUCUCGGACUUUCCUGACCUCAAGCAGGUCUACCUCAUGGAACAAGACCUCAGGGUCUAUGCAGACACCUGGUAUCGCAUUUGGCGCUGCCGCACCCAUGCAGCGGCAUCGGAAGCUUCUGCCUACACUCAGCCACUGGGAUUGCUUUAG